CUGAAUAGAUAGCCUUGAUGUAGAUGUAAAUAUAGAAACCUGAUUGACAGAUCAGCUGACCAAUAGGAGCGGCCAAAUGGGGGAGUUGAACGCCGAAGGCGGGGCUUCAAGACCCAAACAGGAAGCAAACACGGCUGGAGAGGGGAAGACAAAAGUCUGCAGAGCUUUGGGGAGUUUUUAUGUGAUGUCGCAUUUACGUGUUAAUAAGGUUAAGGAUGUUUUCAAGGGCUCACACAGGGCUGCCUUUAUUUCUGCUUUGCCUUCUGGACCUGUGUAUAUUUGCAAAAGGGAAAUUAAAUGUGCUGUACAUAAUAGCUGAUGAUUUGAGACCCUCUCUGGGUUGCUACUCUGAUCCAGUGGUAAAAUCACCCAAUAUUGAUCAACUUGCCUCUAAAAGCACCGUGUUCUACAACGCCUUUGCACAGCAAGCAGUAUGUGGCCCAAGCAGGACGUCUUUCCUUACAAGUCGAAGGCCAGACACCACCAGACUGUACGACUUCAACUCCUACUGGAGAGUCAGCGCAGGCAACUACACCACGCUGCCGCAGUAUUUCAAAUCCAACGGCUACACAUCGUUGUCUGUGGGGAAGGUCUUCCAUCCAGGCAUCGCCUCCAAUCACACGGAUGAUUACCCAUACAGCUGGUCUGUACCACCGUAUCAUCCACCCUCUUUCAGCUUUGAAAACAAGAAGGUCUGCAAGAACAAAGACGGCACGCUUCACAGUAACUUGCUGUGCUCGGUGAACGUUUCUGACAUGCCUUUGAGAACUCUGCCUGACCUGGAGAACACAGCAGAGGCUAUAAGACUGCUCAAAGCUGUGAAAGGUACAGAAAGUCCUUUCUUCCUAGCAGUGGGUUUCUACAAACCUCACAUUCCCUUCAGGAUCCCGGUGGAAUACCUCAAGCUGUAUCCCAUUGAGAACAUGACACUGGCUCCAGACCCAGAUGUUCCUAAGAAGCUUCCAGAAGUAGCCUACAACCCCUGGACUGACAUCCGGAAGAGAGAGGAUGUCCAGGCUCUGAAUAUCAGUUUCCCGUAUGGACCAAUCCCUAAAGAUUUUCAGCUGCGUAUUCGGCAGCACUAUUUUGCAGCCGUAUCGUAUGUGGAUGCCCAGGUCGGGAAGAUCCUGCAGGCCCUCGAUGAUCUGGACCUGGCCAAGGAAACCAUUGUGGUGUUCACCUCAGACCAUGGCUGGUCCCUCGGCGAACACGGCGAAUGGGCCAAAUACAGCAACUUUGACGUAGCCACCCGUGUGCCGUUAAUAGUCUACGCUCCUGGUGUGACCUCACCCCUGCCUUGGCCCGGGGAGAAAACGUUCUCCUAUGUAAACGUGUUUGAAAGCACACAGGAGCAGUUUGACGAAGGCUAUCUGGUGCGCAGCAUGGUGGAGUUAGUCGAUGUUUUCCCCACUGUGGCGUCUCUGGCCGGCCUCGCCUCCGUUCACCACUGCCCGUUCCCUUCCUUUAAGACCGACCUGUGCACAGAGGGUUCGAACCUUGCACGUCUCCUCGGGCUCCACGAGCAAGUCGCCGACCACGAAGCGUACGCCUUCAGCCAGUACCCUCGCCCGAACGACACUAUCCGAGAUGACUCGGACCUGCCUUCGCUCGCUAAUAUCACCGUAAUGGGCUACUCUGUGCGCUCCACUGAUUUUCGCUUCACCCAGUGGGUGGGUUUCGACUCCUCUCGCUUCCGUGCCAAUCUGACCGACGUGCACGCCGGUGAGCUGUACAUCCUCUCGCAGGACCCAAAUGAGGACAACAACAUCUACUACGAACAGGAUCACGCCAAAGCGUCGACGCUGAAACUCGGUACGCGGCACCCGUGGACGGAAAGUCUCAAAGAGCACGUGACGUACCUUAGAGAGGCUUUGAGAAGGAAAACGGAUCCUGUGAUCACUUUUUAAAUAUUCACGGCUGACGAAUUUGUAUAGUAACAAUUUACAUAGUUGCUGCUCUGAGAAAGGGAAGGGAAAAAAAAAACGUCUUAAACUUACAUAUUUUGUUGAGGGAACGUGAACACGUGGCCGGUAAAUAAUCGUGUUGAACGGAGAUGGAAAUGUAACACAAAAAGGAGAAAUGUAUUUCAUUUUAACAGUCAACGAUAAAGAUUUAAUGCUUGAUGAGGUCUUUAAAACUGAGACCUGUGCAGAUUUUAGCAGGGUCGCAAAACACCGAUGAAAAACAUACUUAAAUCUACAACCUCAUGUCGUACUGUCCUGCGGCAGAGUUACCACGGAAAUACAGCGGAGAGGUUUAAAUGUUUAAACUCGCAGAUUACGUUACUCAGGUGCACCUCAGAGAAUAGUUUAACAGUGAUGAAUGUUUUGUGUGAUGUCAAGAUAAGGGAAAUGAUUCUUCACACCUAGCAUGCCUUCACCCAGCACACAGUGUUUUCAAGACCACCUUGCGCAUUUUAUUUUUUCAGAUUUUGUUUGUCUUCUUGUUCUGAAAGCUUGUUAAUUGCAACACCGUUCACGCCCACGGUGCAUACAAUUUUAUUUCGGAAUACGAAUAUCAUGUAAAUAUUCAUUCAUGUGGAAGCCAAUAAAAAUGUCUAUUUUUCAACCCGAACAAAACGCAAAAGCGAAAGUGUCUCCGUGUGUGUCUGUCCCUCCCCCCCCCCAGACGCAUUUUUAUAAAUGUGCAGCAGGAGCGUGCUGCUGAGGGUAAUCCUCAGGGAGUGUCGACGCAUUUGGCGCCAGCAAACAGUCUUCGUUGCCAGCUGCUUUCUUUUUCACUGCUUUCGUCUAAAAAGCAAGGUUCGCGCGGUCGGAUACGGAUCCCCAUGCUGAUUGAAGCUGAUAUAUAAACUCCACGCACCAAAUUAGCAUUUGUGUCCCGUACGCUUGCUAUACAAGGCUUUAAUUUAUUCCUUUUAAGCAAGAAAUAUGGGUUUAAUUUUGUAUUGUGUUUUCAGGAAUAAUUACUCAUUUAAAAUAGCCACGGUUUUCCUCCAUUGGAAACGAUUACAAAAAGUGUUCCGUGUAUUUUUAUUUACGAGCACUGCUGUUAUCCACUUGUCAUGUUCUCUCAUGUAAAUGGGAUUAUGCUGAAGAAGACAAACACUCUGUGAGAGAGAGAGAGAGAGAGAGAGAGAGAGAGA
Messenger RNA from Ictalurus furcatus (blue catfish), 3106 nucleotides. It is a transcript of the gene ids, whose product is annotated as iduronate 2-sulfatase. Gene Ontology annotation, molecular function: iduronate-2-sulfatase activity. Lineage: Eukaryota; Metazoa; Chordata; Actinopteri; Siluriformes; Ictaluridae. The record is from RefSeq and is a predicted model, not a curated record. The transcript is spliced from 9 exons. Bases 216 to 1907 code for a protein of 563 amino acids.